CUUUCGUUCAACCAACCAACCAUUUACACAGACGACUCCAACGUUCUUCUGUCAUUUACCUCGCCGCUGUCUCCAGUCAUGGAUUUCUCACAGCUCAACUCUGCUGAACAGGCACACAUGACAAAAAUUAUUGAAAAAAAACAGAUGCAAGACUUCCUACGUCUAUACUCAGGCCUCGUGGAAAGAUGCUUUAGCUCAUGCUGUAAUGACUUCACGAGCAAAGCAUUGUCUUCGAAAGAAGAGCAAUGUGUUCUGAAUUGCGCAGACAAAUUUUUGAAGCACUCUGAGCGCGUGGGGCAGCGAUUUGCCGAGCUGAAUGCAGAGUCCAUGGGUCCCAAGCCAUGAGAAUAAAUACAUGCAAUUUAAUUCGUAUGCUAUGUCGAUGCUAUCGAGGUGCUAUCAUAUUUUUGUGUUUGAUUAGCAUGGCGACUUCGUCGCAGUUGCUUCGUAAACCCAAUGUCCUGGUUCAUCCUACCGAUUUGUGGCCGUCGGCGCUCCUUCACAACGAUACUCCCAACUGUUAUCUAUGUAUCCACAAGGUAGUUCAUGGUUUCCUCGGCAUUGGUUUAUCGUUUUGUCUAGAUGUUGUGUCCUCUCCUGUCAUUUGCGUGAAUGCGAUUAUCAGCGUUGUGAGAACGUUACUUCGGUCUCUCAUGCGUGCAUACCC
Suillus paluster is the source of this 667-nucleotide messenger RNA. Its product is annotated as Tim10/DDP family zinc finger protein. Lineage: Eukaryota; Fungi; Basidiomycota; Agaricomycetes; Boletales; Suillaceae. Bases 79 to 345 code for a protein of 88 amino acids. The record is from RefSeq and is a predicted model, not a curated record. The transcript is spliced from 4 exons.